This is a messenger RNA of Coccidioides posadasii C735 delta SOWgp, 4912 nucleotides long. RefSeq lists its product as uncharacterized. Lineage: Eukaryota; Fungi; Ascomycota; Eurotiomycetes; Onygenales; Onygenaceae. Gene Ontology annotation, molecular function: protein binding. The record is from RefSeq and is a predicted model, not a curated record.
AUGGCAGAUCAAACCGGAUCUCCUCAUAGCUCGGGCUCUUCUUCUUUCGAUCCGUACUCGGCGGAUUCCCCGGAAGGCCCGAUGGAAAGCCUGGCAAGGAGCUUGGGCCAAGUUCCAGAAUCGUUUGGCCAUCAAGAACAGAUUCCUGAUGAUAAGGAAAAUUUUACUCCCAAUUCGAGAGAACCUGAUGAGCCUUCGAAUCGAAGUAACGUUUCUCCGGAAUUCCCAGACCAGGACGUCUUGACGGAUCGACAACUUCGAAAAAGGAAGCGCGUUGCCACGGCCAAUCAACCCGCACAAGAGAAAGAUUCUCAUUGGGAAAACGGCGACGGAUAUAGUUUUACUGAGAAUGACCCCCAGUACCCCGCCGGUUCUUCUCCGCCGGAAGGGAACAAACGCCUCAAGUUCAAUGGGCCUUCUUCCGAAAUGCCGGAAAAUGCUCUGGACAAAUCAAAGCUUCCAGGGGAAAUUUGGCAACAUGUUUUUAGUUUUCUUCCACCCACAUCCCUGGGCCGUGUUCUUCAAGUGAACCAUGUCUUCAAGGACCUGCUAACUGCAGACGUGACAGAGUUGUCUGCUAAGGGCGCAACUCCUCGUUCAUUAAAGUAUGUUCAUCCAAACUCUAUUUGGUCUUCUUCUCGAAAGACCUUUCAUCCUGGCAUGCCCCGUCCGCUCUCGCAUCUGUCUGAGCUGGACAUGUGGCGUCUUGUUCGCGGAACUGCCUGUCAGUUUUGCAAUAAGUCUGGUUUUAUCUCUUCGUCCGACAAUUCCGUAUGGGAAAACGGCCCCGGUAUUAAUGGGGUACGGAUCAUCUGGCCGUUUGCUGUCCGAGCCUGCAGCGAGUGUAUUCAUAAUAAUUGCGAAAAGGAAAUGGACCUUCUUUUCUCUUCCACUGUGCCCACUCUUCUUAUUCCUGCUAUUCCGUUUGCAUUUUUUACCCAAUCAAUGCAUUUUGUGUCUUCCGUCGUCCUUCGGUCAAACCAGCCUCCAUCGGGUCUUAAUCUAACUAAGUUCUACUUGAAAUCUCAUAUCGAGGCGAUGAGAAGCAAAUUCGAGGAAGUCAAAGCCCUAGGAGCCGCAACAGCCGAGGAAUGGGUUAAGGGCUUAGAGGGGAAUGGAAAGGAGAAGAUUGCUGAUUCAGCUAGAUGGGAGCAAUGGGAACUUACAGGCGGUUUUCGUUCUCUCAUCACAGCCGUUACCUCCCACUCUGGUCGGCCUAAUAUGGAUUACAUGGAGUCUGGUGGUCCCGGUUCCCACACCAUUGGAUCCAAUUCUUCUCUUUCAAGCCCUCCUGGGGGGAACUUUCCUAGCCGCCCUAGACGGUCUUCAAAUACGCAUGCAAAGUCAGGAAAUGUUCCAAUGCAACAAGCAUCCCAUCAUCGAUCUGAGCGCAGCAUUCGCGAAAUAAACGAAGCAAAAGCCAGCAGGAAGGCCGAAAUUGAGCGGAGGUGUGCUGAACUCGACCCACCCCUGAGUGCAGCUGUCUUAAGCCAUAUGGACUCUUUUCAAGCAGCUAUUCAGAUUCCUAACCCCUUUACUGAUCAUGCCUGGGACAUCCUGAGGCCACGUUUACUAUCCCAGAGAGAAGUCGCUGAGCGUCGCGAACAAGAACGCAUUAAACAAGAUAAAAUUCUUCAAGCCAAAUCAGAAGAACGGCGACAACAAGAAGCUCAGCUGAAGGAAGCUAAGGACUUACUCGACAAAGAAUGGGAUGAAAUUCAGAGGCCUAUUCGCGAACGCAUGGCAACAUACGCUGAUGAAAUCAUUCGCGAAGGUUGGCGUGAUGGCGAUGGAGUGACUAAGGACAAGUGUCCUAAAUUCGCGGCAGAUGUUCUGAUGUACGUUCGCAACAAAUUCUACAGUGACUUGGUGAAAGAAGAUGCCAUGGCUCGUAGUCUCGGCAAGCCAAUUGAGGAAGACCGUCCUGGCGCGCCGCCGAAACGGAAGCUUAUCUUGGAAAACAUGAAAUGGAUCUUCGACCAGAAGAUCAAACCUCUUACAGACCCACACCAAAAGGAGCUAUUCCUUUGCAACGGCUGUGAGAAUAAUUCCAAGUACUACGGCUUCGAGGGAGUGGUCCAGCACUACGCCGCAAAGCAUACCAGUGUCCUCAGCCUUGGUAGUGUUGUUGUACAUUGGCGUGCAGAGUGGCCGGAGCAGCCUCCCUUUCACCCAAACCCAAACGCAGCUCGGGCUUUGAUGUUUGCGAUGCCUCGACCGACUAUGGGCCAGCCUAAUCUAGGCUACCAAAGCAAUCCAAUUGGGCCGGAUGCUUACCCGCAUAUGUCUCCCGCGCCUUACCGAAGAACUCCAUAUACCCCCUACGCAUAUGGAUCUGGACCAUAUCGCCCCCCUUCUCCUGCAGGUUCACAGUACUAUCCCCCUCCGCAGGGAAGCUAUGCAUAUCCUCCACCGCAGGCUGGCUAUCCUCCUAAUGGACCCUAUGAUCCACAUACUCAACCUCCACCGCCAAAUCCUGUCUAUGGAUCCCCAUACCCUGGCCCAGGUUAUCCCCCACCGUAUCAUGGUCCUGAUGCAAGGGCUCCGGUGCCACCACCACCCGCGUAUCCCCCUCACUAUGGCUCCCAGCCACAUAUUCCUCCAUAUGGAGUCCCCUAUUCUUCCAGUUCCCAUGCGCAGCGACCCGGGGCCCCUCCUUCUAAUUCCCACAAAUCCAACCCCAACAGCCAAGCUUAUGGGUUCUAUCAAUCCCAAGUUGAUGAGCUAGCGAAGAACGCUCGGGCUAUUUGGAACGGCACGUCUGGUAUUAAAGAUCUCCCCCAUAACGUCCGGGCUUUCGUGUUGCUGCACCAUGUCGUCAGUCGAUUUUCAGAACGUUUUGGCCACGAACCACCUCUAGCUCUCUUUUCGGACGCCCUCAGUACCCACCCACAAAUGAAGCCUAUCAAGAACCUAUGUGGCCUGGUUUGCAAAUCAUGUUCAAGCGCCCACGCGUCCCAUGGACGUCGCGGUCGUGGGCAUGAUCGGAAGCCUUUUAAUUUACCUGCCAUUAUCAGCCAUUUUCUCUCGGUGCACCUAACUAGAGAUGAUCCGCCACCCGACUGGAAAACGAAAAUGAUAGCUUUACCCGAUGACGCCACUAUAUCUUCCCUAAAUCAAACCCCAGGCAUGGAUCAAGCAAAGUUCCAAUUAGUCACAGCUGCCUUUCCUUGGGUAUUCGGUUCUAACGCCUCCAAAGCUUCGUUCAACGGUGCAACAACCAAGGAUAAUAGACCAGCGCUGAAGAAAGGUCAAACAGGAGCUGGUCGUGCUCACCCAACUGAGGAGCAUACCAAAUAUCCUGAAGCGCGAGUUGCUGAGACCAAGCCUGUGGCACCAGAACCUCAUCGCGCGCGCCUCGAGGUAGCUGUUGACGAUUUCCCCAAGUUUAUGGAAUCCCCAUUGGGUGAUGGUAUCAAACCUGUUGAACCUCCAAAGGACAAUGAAUAUGAUCCUCAUCGACCUGCAUACAUCGAACCAGUGCGUGAUCAAUUCGGUCGGCUAGACAGUCGUCGCCCGCGAGCCAAAAACCUAGCAACAGCUCCGAUUCAAGAUGGACGUCUAGACGACCAAAGUGGCGUAGUUCCGCCGCCCGAACGACCGAGCUCUGAAAUUCAUCCCGACACUGCCAGGCUUGCCCACCGACCCGCAGCGAUGAUGGAAUCUGACAAACGCCCGUAUAAAGAGAGGCUAUCCAAGCCUGAAUUGGGUGGAACUGAGGCAGCGACUGGUAUUAUUGUUGAUGCUCGUGCAGACAUGGAGCACCCUGCUACACAUACCAGAAAUGUGUCAGAGGAUGGGGAAGUCCCUGAGCCCCUUCAUCCCCAAGGAGGAAAUGGCAAAACUGGCUCUCCGGUUGAAGAAUUGAGCGCAGCAGAACGCUUUCUCAGCAGUUUUGUGCCUGGCCAAGAUCCGGAAGAAUACAAGUCUGGCACCGGGGACGCUGAUCGAUCGAACGACCCGUCUAGGGCCAAGUGGCUGGACCCUGAGGACAUGGAUGAGCGUCGCUGGCGUGCUGAUGCUGGUGGAGCAGGAGAAGGCAGUGUAGUUGGCGAUAUCUCUCGAAGUGCGAGACAUAGUUGGGGUGCUCGAACAAAUAGUCCUGCUACAGCGCGAGGAUAUCGCGAGUUUGACCAGCGCUUAGAUCCGCAGGAUAAUACCGGUAGACGUGCGGGAGCGAUGUCCCCAGACACUGGAGAACCGCGACACGGAAGGCGAGGCGUUGCUUAUUCGGAAUCACGUCACCAGCCCGACCACCAUGCACGUCGUCCUCAAAGCAGAUUCGACAGGUAUGAAGCCCAACGGCAAGGAUCGCUUCGACCUCGAUCUCGAUCUCCAGCAGUCCAUGAUACUCUUCCGCUUGAACCAGCGUAUUAUCGUGAUCGAAGCCCAAGAAACCGGUCCAGGCGACCAGUGUAUCCGGAUUAUCCUCCCACCGAGGCAUACUAUGAUCGUGUCCCUCUUGAACAGCCUGCCCCGUAUACCCGGGCACCUCCUCAUCCGCAAUACCAAUAUCUGGACGACCCCAGGUAUGCAGAUCGGCCGUACGACGGUACGGUGGAAUACAUUCCUGUUCGCGUCAGUGGUCGCGAAUCGCAAAACCCUCCCACCUAUUACAUUGAGCGCCCUGUACAUCGUGACGCUCCAAAAGAGUAUCUUGACUAUGAGAUGGAGUAUCGACGACAGCCUGUUUACGAAGACCAGGGGCAAUAUUACUCUCCAGAAACUAUUCCUGCACCUGGGCCUAUGCCGCGCCGCGCCCGGUAUCGUUAAAGAAACGGUUCUUGCUCCAUUACGCGUGAUCAAGAAUACCAUUUUCAAUUUACGUUUUGGGCUCCAGCUGUUUGGCUCCGCUGGGGCUCUUUUCUUUUUUCUUUUUUCUUUUCCCUCCACCGACCUAUUUCUCUCGACA